UCAUUGUACUCCUAGCCUCACCAGCCACUCCUUCAGCCUCAGGACCUUUGCACUGGCUCUUCCCCCAGCCUGGAACCCUCUUUCUGCAACACCCAUGGGCCCUUUCCUGGUCAUUCUUUGGGUCUGUAUUAGCUUCCUGUUGCCAAACACAAAGUACCACAGACUGAGUGGCUGAAAACAACAGAAAUCUAUGCUCUCCCAGUUCUGGAGGCCAGAAGUCUGAAAUCCAGGGGUCUCAGGCCAUGCUCCCUCUGAAGUCUCCAAGGGAGGGUCCUUCCUGCCCCUCCCGACUUCUGGGGGCCCCCGCCAUCCUUGGCUUGUAGGCGCAUCCCUCCAACCUCUGUCUCUAUCUUCAUGCGGCCUUUUGCCCUCUGUGUGCAUCUAUGUGUGAGUCCAAACUUCCCUCUUAUUAUAAGGACAUCAGUCAUUGGAUUCAGGGCCACCCUAAUCCAAUAUAACCUUGUCUCAACUCACCACAUCUGCAAAGACCCUAUUUCCAAACGAGGCCCCCUUCCCACGUACCAGGGUUAGGACUUGAACGUUUCUUUUGGGGGAACACAGUUCAACCCAGCCCAGGGUCUCAGCUCAAAUGUCACCUGUCCUGGUCUGAAGUCACCCCCUCCAUGGACCCUGAUUAUCCAUCCACACUGCUUCCUUACCCAGCCCUUGGGUAGACACCCCAGAGGGGGAUCCCGGGUCCCACGGUGGAUAAUCACUUCCUGAGCUAGCUACUAGGAUGGGAUGGGAUGGGACGGGCCGGGGUGGCGGGAUGGCGGGAUACGGGUGCUAACGCUGCCCCCGCCCUCAGGUGCCCACGAGGAUGGUGGCGCGGCCCUAGGCCCAGGCUCCGCACCAUGACCUGCUGGCUGUGUGUCCUGAGCCUGCAGUUUCUGCUCCUGCCCGCGGCCCCGCCCCCCGCUGGGGGCUGCCCGGCCCGCUGCGAGUGUACAGUGCAGAUGCGCGCGGUAGCCUGUCCCCGGCGCCGGCUGACCGCGGUGCCCGACGGCAUCCCGGCCGAGACGCGCCUGCUAGAGCUCAGCCGCAACCGCAUCCGCUGCCUGAACCCGGGCGACCUGGCCGCCCUGCCGCUGCUGGAGGAGCUGGACCUGAGCGAGAACGUGAUCGCGCACGUGGAGCCCGGCGCCUUCGCCAACCUGCCGCGCUUGCGAGAGCUGCGCCUCCGCGGCAACCUGCUGAAGCUCAUCCCGCCCGGCGUCUUCACGCACCUGGACAACCUCACGCUGCUGGACCUGAGCGAGAACAAGCUGGUCAUCCUCCUGGACUACACCUUCCAGGACCUGCGCAGCCUCCGCCGGCUGGAGAUGGGCGACAACGACCUGGUGUUCAUCUCGCGCCGGGCCUUCGCGGGGCUGCUGGCGCUUGAGGAGCUGACCCUGGAGCGCUGCAACCUGACGGCGCUGUCGGGCGAGUCGCUGGGCCACCUGCGGGGCCUGGGCGCCCUGCGGCUGCGGCACCUGGCCAUCGCCGCCCUGGAGGACCAGAACUUCCAGCGGCUCCCGGGCCUGCUGCACCUGGAGAUCGACAACUGGCCCCUGCUGGAGGAGGUGGCCGCCGGCAGCCUGAGGGGGCUCAACCUGACCUCGCUGUCCGUCACGCACACCAACAUCACCGCCGUGCCGGCCGCCGCCCUGCGCCACCAGGCCCACCUCACCUGCCUCAAUCUCUCGCACAACCCCAUCAGCACGGUGCCGCGAGGGUCCUUCCGCGACCUGGUGCGCCUGCGUGAGCUGCACCUGGCUGGGGCCCUGCUGGCCGUGGUGGAGCCGCAGGCCUUCCUGGGGCUGCGGCAGAUCCGCCUGCUCAACCUCUCUAACAACCUGCUGUCCACGCUGGAGGAGAGCACUUUCCACUCGGUCAACACGCUGGAGACGCUGCGCGUGGAUGGGAACCCGCUGGCCUGCGACUGUCGCCUGCUCUGGAUCGUGCAGCGCCGCAAGACCCUCAAUUUCGACGGCCGCCUGCCGGCCUGCGCCACCCCAGCCGAGGUCCGCGGCGACGCGCUGCGCAACCUGCCGGACUCGGUGCUCUUCGAGUACUUCGUGUGCCGCAAGCCCAAGAUCCGCGAGCGGCGGCUGCAGCAUGUCACAGCGGCCGCGGGCGACGACGUGCGCUUCCAGUGCCGCGCCGAGGGCGAGCCGGCGCCCACCGUGGCCUGGGUGACGCCGCGCCACCGCGCGGUGACCGCCGCCAGCGCCGGCCGGGCGCGCGUGCUGCCGGGCGGCACGCUUCAGAUCCGGGACGCGCGGCCAGGGGACAGCGGCACCUACACGUGCGUGGCCAGCAACGCGGGCGGCAACGACACCUACUUCGCCACGCUGAGCGUGCAGCCCGAGCCAGCCACCAACCGGACCCCGGGCGAGGGCCGCAACGACACGCAGGCGGCCGUGCGCUUUCCUCUGGACCUCACCACUAUCCUGGUGUCUACCGCCAUGGGCUGCAUCACCUUCCUAGGCGUCGUCCUCUUCUGCUUCCUGCUGCUCUUCGUGUGGAGCCGCGGCCGCGGGCAGCACAAGAACAACUUCUCGGUGGAGUACUCUUUCCGCAAGGUGGACGGGCCCGCCGCGGCUGCCGGCCAGGGGGGCGCCCGCAAGUUCAACAUGAAGAUGAUCUGAGAGGCCCCGGCCCACCUCCCGCGGCCCCCGCCGCUGCGCCUGCGCCAG
Aethalodelphis obliquidens (Pacific white-sided dolphin) is the source of this 2681-nucleotide messenger RNA. It is a transcript of the gene LINGO3, whose product is annotated as leucine rich repeat and Ig domain containing 3. The record is from RefSeq and is a predicted model, not a curated record. Bases 747 to 2633 code for a protein of 628 amino acids. Gene Ontology annotation, cellular component: plasma membrane. Lineage: Eukaryota; Metazoa; Chordata; Mammalia; Artiodactyla; Delphinidae. The transcript has a single exon. Gene Ontology annotation, molecular function: protein binding.